AUGACUUUUGUAUAUGCACAGUCUGAGAAGUUUAGUGUUAGUUAUGACCAACACUUAAAAGUUUAUCAAUCAACGUUUUUACUUAAAGUUCAGAGUAAAUUUAAGCCAAGUAAAAGUAUAGUCAAAUUUUUAUCCUUUCUUUUGCAGGUUCUUCUCACAGGAAUCUUUGGAUACAUUGGUGCAAAAGAUGAUUCAACUCCUAACAGGUGUUUGAUUGGCACUUACAUGGGAUUUGCCAUCACAGUUUGUGUUCUAACUGUGUUCAUGUUCAUCACCUACUGUAUUGCUCUGGUUGACUAUUCUCAUAUAAGUAGCUGCAAGAGUUACCAUUACAGUUACUUCAAAGUCUAUUGUUACUCUGCAAGUAAGAGGCAUAUGGCUGCUGUUGGAACUGGGUUAGGCUCCUGCCUUCUAAUAUGCGCCGUCGUUCAGUUUAUGUUGUCUCUUACUGCAUCAAUGUACUGCUGUGGUGCUGUUUGUUGCAACACCCCAGGAGGAGUGAUGGUAACCAAUCAACAAGUGACAUACAUUCAGCCUGGGCGGCCUGCAUUUACAGGACCACAGGGAGGUAUGGUUAUCAUUCAGCCAACCGGUGGAGUUACAACUACAACACCAGCUUACCCAGCAGUAGCCCAGCCUCAAGUUUACGUUCAACAGCAAGUUCAUCCUGGGGUAACCAUCCAACAGCCUGGCUACUGGGCUGUUCCCCCUGGGUCCAACCCAGCUGGUACGGUGACUACGCUAGUUACUGAUGAGAGGCCGCCACCUUAUGCUGCAUAUAUGCAGACGAGCAAUCCUCCACCUUGAGGUGUUUCGCUUGAUGUUACCCCGUGUGGACUGGUUGAUAUUUGAGUCUAUGCGGUGAUGGGGCAUAAUUUAUUUUGAAAGUUUCUGUAAAUAGCCGACCAAGCAUUUAGUGUAGCCUUGUAAAGGACCAUUUCAUCUGUACUCGACAAAUGGGUUGUCUGGAAUUGUCGCUUUUGUAUAUAAAAAUAAUUUUCAUCUUG
This is a messenger RNA of Pocillopora damicornis (cauliflower coral), 1007 nucleotides long. RefSeq lists its product as uncharacterized. The record is from RefSeq and is a predicted model, not a curated record. Gene Ontology annotation, cellular component: membrane. Lineage: Eukaryota; Metazoa; Cnidaria; Anthozoa; Scleractinia; Pocilloporidae.